GCGGAGUUGCCAUGGCGGCGCUGAGCGGUCUGGCGUCUGCGCUGGAGUCGUACAGGGGUCGGGAUCGCCUGAUCCGAACACUGGGGUACUGCUGUCAGCUGCUUGGUGGGGUCCUGGUUGAACAAUGUCCCUCCAGGUCAGAAUUGGGGACACGGCUGCUGGCGAUGUCUGCCCAGCUCAGUCACUGCAGGACUGUCCUGAGACUCUUCGAUGACUUGGCUAUGUUUGUCUACACUAAGCAAUAUGGCCUGGGGACAGAGGAGGAGGAUGUUUUUGUUCGUUCCCUGUCUGUCUUGAGUAAUGUAGCUGACCAGCUGUACUACCCGUGUGAACACGUGGCCUGGGCAGCCGAUGCCAAGGUCCUCCCUGUGGACUCUGCCCGGUGGUGGAUGCUAAGCACAGCCCUCUGGGGCCUAUCCCUGCUCCUGGGGGUUACCAGGUCGCUGUGGACGGUGCUGAGACUGAGGCAGAAGCUGUGGAGCCCCAUGGCCAGCCUCUCCAGGUAUGGUGUCCAGGCUUCAGCAGGGAGGCCCCCAGGGCUGCCCAUGAGCUGA
Messenger RNA from Dipodomys ordii (Ord's kangaroo rat), 554 nucleotides. RefSeq names its product peroxisomal biogenesis factor 11 gamma (gene Pex11g). The transcript has 4 exons. Lineage: Eukaryota; Metazoa; Chordata; Mammalia; Rodentia; Heteromyidae. Gene Ontology annotation, cellular component: peroxisomal membrane. Gene Ontology annotation, biological process: peroxisome fission. Bases 12 to 554 code for a protein of 180 amino acids. The record is from RefSeq and is a predicted model, not a curated record.